AUGGCGGUCUCUAGGCAGUGUCCAAUACCAGAAAUUGACCAAGUAUUGUCUGCCUAUGUUCGCCCUACACAUGAAAUUACACGGAUACGGAAAGCACUAUCGGAUCAUCUGCUCUCGAAUAUCAAAUCUGAGAAAGCUGCCCUCCAUCAUGUGGACCUUGCAUGUCCGCAGGACGACUGUAGCGUAAACGCUCGGGCUGCCCUGCUCAAAGGGGCUCGAUUACGUUAUCUGCAAGCAGUUGAUGCGCAACGAAAAGCAGAAGCGCGGCAUCAAGAACUCAAGGCCUCGCUCGAUAGGCUUCGCAAGGAACAUAUUGAAGAUUCGCCCGUAGCCGAUGAGGCGGCAUUCGAUCGCGAGGCCACGGCAAGCUAUCUCUCUCUACUACGACAGCGGCGCCGUCUUGCGGAGCUCCAAGUCAUUCAGAACUCGCUAGAGAAGUUGGUCAAUAUUGUGCCUAUCCAGGGGAGUAAGGAUCUAAAGGCACUUGUCACAGAGAUCGUGGGUGAGCAACCAGAUAUUCCUGCGGAGCGUCUGGACCAGAUCACAAUCAAUCCAGACAAUGAAGUUUCCAUCUUCAAAUUGAAGAAAGAGGUCCUCGAAGCCAAAACCAGUAUGGACCAAGCAAAGUCAGCCAAAAGCUCAGCGAAGCCGCAAGAUUCUCAGAAUUCAAGCUUAGCACAACAGGUCUAUGCCCUUAGUUGCGCCAGAGAUCAGCUUGUGGAAUGGAUAGAAGGCGAACUGGGGAAGCUAAAUGAAGAGUCGGAUUUUCUUGAGGAUGCCUCGCCUGUCAAGCGCACGUCUGUUAUGCCUGAGCAAGUUGAUAUUCACGCUGCGAGAUCGCGCAUCGAGGACACCUAUAACGCCUAUACCGCAUCGCGCUCGCAUAUCAUUGUCACUCACGGGAAGUUGGACGCAAAAGACGCUACCCUCAACGGCAUACCUGUCUCGCACUCUGAAGCUGAUCGGUCGGGACCUUCGCCAGUUGGAACACCCGACCCCAGCGUUAUCGGUCUCACUUUCCCGUAUCUUCUUCCUAUCGCUCAAGCUGCCAGCAAUGAGCGAUCUCUACUGCAGCAGACCGUGUAUCUGCAAGGCCGACUAACAGCAGCAGAUCAGGAGUUGUCGGAAUCUCUCAUAAGACUGUCAGACGAAAGUCAUCUUGUGUCCUCUGGACCAUCAGUUCCCGCAGCGUGGGCAAAGGCUGCCAGCGACGCUCUCACGGCCACCAGGGAUUUUGUUGAAGAGCAGCUACUGGAAAGUCAGAGUGAUAUCGAAAAAGUUACCGCUAUUUUCCAUCUGUCAUCGCUCCAGCAUAAGGUCCUGGACUCCGUGUAA
This is a messenger RNA of Westerdykella ornata, 1335 nucleotides long. RefSeq lists its product as uncharacterized. NCBI's taxonomy places the organism in Eukaryota, Fungi, Ascomycota, Dothideomycetes, Pleosporales, Sporormiaceae. The record is from RefSeq and is a predicted model, not a curated record. The coding region runs from base 1 to 1335 and encodes 444 amino acids. The transcript has a single exon.